Molecule: messenger RNA, 4404 nt
Organism: Argiope bruennichi
Lineage: Eukaryota; Metazoa; Arthropoda; Arachnida; Araneae; Araneidae
Gene: Ask1
Product: mitogen-activated protein kinase kinase kinase 15-like
Exons: 36
Coding region: 377-4261 (1294 amino acids)
Biological process (GO): protein phosphorylation; MAPK cascade
Molecular function (GO): protein binding; ATP binding; protein kinase activity
Source: RefSeq, a predicted model, not a curated record
AGAUGCUUUAAUUUGUCCUGCAGACCACAAUAAAAAAAUAAUUCUCUUCGUAUCCGAACUAACUACUGCUUUCGAAUUUUGAUCAACUACCAGCAGAUUUUUCAAAAUGUAUUCACAAAAAUUAAAGUUGAAACGAACAAAACAAAAGAACAUGUUAGAUUUUCGAUUAUCUUUAUCGUAAUCGAAUAUAUCACUUUUCAUUAGUUUAUUUAUAUUGGUUAGGAUCGUGCGUGUUUGGUUUCUGAUUAGUGAUUAUGUUUCAACUCAAGAUAAAGGGAAUGAUUUGAUAGUAAAGGGGGUAUGGAAAUUGUCACUGCAUGGAAUUUAGUCUGCAUUCCCUUAUCAUUCAGCUUUUCGAAGGCGUGAAGAUUAAGAUAUGACGGAAAGCGAAUCAGGAGCUCUUGUCAAACGCCACCAACCACCUAAAAAGGAUGUUGUUUGUGUGAUUGAUUUGACAAUUUCUGAACGUCGUGCUCAAAGGGAAAAAGCACUUGAAGAGAUUGAAAAAGCAUGUCAUGCUGUGGGUGCUGUGUUUCAUCAUGUUCAGUUUGAAAAGUUGGACUUUGGCGAAAUGAAUGUUCUUGAUUUAUUUUAUAAUGCUGAUGUUGCUAUUGUUGAUCUUUCAAUUUUAGAUCAACAAAGCCCUCUAUUCUAUCGACUGGGUGUACGUGAAAGUUUUGGGAUGAAACAAAAUAUUCUGUUAUAUAAUGAUUUUGACCCAGCAUCAACUGUUCCUUUGAAACUGUCAUGUGGAGGCUAUACAUUGUUGUCUUACAAAUUAAAUGACAAUGGACAGUGUGUGUUAACAGAUCCAUCUGGCAGGCAUCUUCCUCUUGAUUCGGCAGAGUCAAAGAUUUUGUUAAGUUUUCGACUCAAGAAACUAUUGCAAGAAGUAGAAAUUCAGUCUAAAGCUCACAUGAAAGAAAAGUUUCUUGCUGAUUUACGAAAGGCUAGGGAAACAUACACAGGAGAGGAAUUAGCAGAUGUUUUAAAACAAAUGCGCAAGCGCUUGGAUGAUCCGAACAUAAUAUCAGGAGAUGUAGUACUAAAUAUGCUGAUAUCAUUCCGUGAAAUCCAGGAUUACGAUGAAAUGGUUAAAUUAGUGGAUGAUCUGAUGACAAUUCCUAAUUUAAAGUUUACCUUUACUUGUGCUAUACAACAUCAGUAUGCAUUUGCAUUAAAUCGGCGUAAUAAGGAAGGAGACAGAGAAAAGGCUCUAAGUGUCGUUUUUAAGGCCUUGGAGAAAAAAGAAAACGAAGUUCCCGAAAUGGUUUGCCUUUGUGGCCGAAUUUAUAAAGACAAAUUUGUUGAAUCUAAGCACACUGAUCAAGAUAGUUUGGAAAAUGCAAUUAAAUGGUACCGCAAAGGUUUUGAAAUACAUCCCAAUGAAUAUGCUGGAAUUAAUCUUGCUACUUUGCUUGUUAUUGCUGGUAAUGAUUUUGCAAAGUCAUCUGAGUUGCAACAUAUAGGGCGUGUUCUAAGUAACUCAAUUGGACGCAAAGGCAGUCUGAAUUCUCUGCAGGAUUACUGGGAUGUAGCAACAUUUUUUGAAAUUAGUGUGUUGGCUGAAGAUUACACUAAAGCUAUUGAAGCUGCUAAAUGCAUGUUUGAUUUAAAGCCUCCAAUAUGGUAUUUAAAAUCUACUAUUGGAAAUAUUGAAUUGAUAAAUCGUUUCCGAAAAAAACCCGAACAUAUACAAUUGACAGCCGAAGAACAUGUAUUCAAUUUUUAUUUGGAAUAUUUUGUGGCUGCCUCUGAAGAUGAAGUCUCUGAUGUUAUUCGCUUUCCUAUUUUAAUUUUGGAUCCUGGGAAAGUGUACAUGCCAAGCAAUGUGACUGUCAAUAUGGGUGCAGAUGAAAAAUCUAUUCAUAUUAGAAAUUUGUGCGUGAAAGAAUUAAGAGGAGAAUGUAGAAAAUUGCAUGAAUGGGUUUUCAAUGCUUCAGCUUUAAAAAGUGUCAGUCUUUACAAAAGGGACGAACGAUGUCUAUUCCUUUAUGUUCAUCAGAAUUCAGAUGAUUUUCAGAUGUUUUUUCCUUCAGAAGUGAUGCGAAAAAGAUUUUAUGAUCUUCUGCUUGAGAUGACAGCAGAUCAGGAAGACAUAAUAAAAGAUUUAAACACUGACAUCAAUCCUGGUGUUAUAAAGUAUGAAUAUGAACUUGAUAAUCAGAGGAAGCGAGUUAUUUUAGGAAAGGGGACCUAUGGUGUCGUUUAUGCUGCUAGAGAUUUAACUACACAAGUUCAAAUAGCUAUUAAAGAAAUUCCUGAAAAAGAUAUCGGUGUUGUUCAACCUCUCCACGAAGAAAUAAAGUUACAUUCUGAACUGAGGCAUCGAAAUAUUGUUAGAUAUUUAGGAUCAAUAAGUGAAGAUGGGUAUUUUAAAAUAUUUAUGGAGCGUGUGCCAGGAGGAAGCAUGUCACAGUUACUACAAUCAAUAUGGGGUCCUUUGAAGCAAAAUGAAGUUACAAUUUCAUUUUACACUAAGCAAAUACUAGAAGGCUUGAAGUAUCUGCACGACCAAAAAAUUGUGCACCGAGACAUCAAAGGUGAUAAUGUGUUAGUGAAUACAUAUAAUGGUGUUGUCAAGAUAUCAGACUUUGGUACAUCAAAACGUUUAGCUGGAAUCAAUCCUGCUACUCAAACUUUUGCUGGAACUCUACAGUACAUGGCACCAGAAGUAAUCGACAAAGGACAACGCGGUUAUGGUGCCCCUGCUGAUAUUUGGUCACUUGGAUGCACUGUUAUAGAAAUGGCAACUGGAGAACCUCCAUUUGGUGAGUUAGGUUCUCCUCAUGCGGCUAUGUUUAAAGUAGGAUUCUACAAAAUGCAUCCAGAAAUACCUUCCUGCAUGUCUGAAAGAGCUCAGAAUUUUAUUAAAAGAUGUUUUGUUCCGGAUCCUGAUGAACGUGCUACAGCAUCAGAUCUCCUCGAAGAACCAUUUAUACUAGAGCCAAGUAGAAAGAAAAAGCCUCCAAGAGAUAAAAAGCCUGCUCCAGAUUUCAAUAGAUCUAUUUCAGUUCCAGAACGAGUUUCCAAAUUAGACAAACCUGGGAAAGUGGAAAGAUUUGCAAGUACUGGUGAAGAAGGUUCAUCUGUCCUCUCUCGUAGAAGCCCAUCAAACUCCCUCAAGAUUCCAUCACCAAACUUUUCAUUUAGCACAGAAUCUUCAGAAAACAGACGAUCAAGUACUGGAUUAUUAAGUCCUCCUAUAGACAGUCCACAAAUUGAUCAAGAACAAGGCAACUUUUAUUUAUUGAAAAAGGAUUCUCAAAGACGAGCUACAAUCUGUAAAGUGUUACUGGAUAAUGCUGAUACUAUUUGUGAAAACUGGAUGAAUGAUCUGAGUCAGAAGACGCCUGACAUAGUUUUGACGAUGGAUCAUUUAAAGGUUCUUUUGGAAGGUCUCCGGGAAUAUAUUCCAGAACAAAAUAAAUUAUAUGUUCAGCAAGCUAUAAGUAGCCUGAAAGAAGAAGUGGAAUUUGACGGUACUGCAGUUAAUCAAAUGCAUUUAGCAUUGUACGUUUUUCAAGAUGCAGUAAAAUCUGUUUUAAGAAAACAAAAUAUUAUGCCACAUUGGGUGUUUGCUUUAGACAGUUUGGUGAGAAGUUCAGUUCAAGCUGCAAUCAGUAUUUUAUCUCCGGAACUAGGAGAAAAUUUAUUAGGUAGAAAUAAUGAGAAUGAGCAAGAAGAAAUCACUCUAGGCUCUGUCAAUUCUACGAAAUCUGUCCCAACUGUUUAUGUUAAUUCUGAAUUCAUGCAGAUGCAAAUGAAAAAUGAUGAGCUGGUAAAAGAAAAUACUAGGCUUAUGAAAGAAAUGAUUUCUUGGAAUCAAGUUUAUCAAGACUCUAUGAAAAAUAUAAUUGAACAAAAGAAAACUUGGAUCGAACUUUUAAAGCAAGAGGUGCUCUUUCCUGGUGCUUUUUUAACUGGUGCUGGACUUCAUAUGAAGAAUUCACCAGAACAAAGUAUUUUUGCAUUUUGUUCUCAUUUAAAUUAUGAAACUUUUAAUGGAAAAAUAAGUUUUGAUGGUGAUGUAUAUUUAGACGAAGAAUUUAAGGACCUCCAUGAAUGGCUAUUAAGUGCAGGCGCUGAUAAAGAGACAAUAACAAGAUUUGCUGUGCAAAAAUACAAUAAAGAUGACGUCCUGGAAUAUAUGACUAGAGAAGAUCUGAGAAAUUUGGGCAUAAGGGGAGGAAUGGAGCUUAGAAUUUGGAGGCACCUUGUAAAUCACCGUUUGCAUCACAUGGAAUCAUUUGCUAGAUAAACUGUUUCAUAAAGAGAAAAAUGAUAUGCAUUUUAAAACUUCCAUUUGUUUUUAAUCAUAGCAGCCAUGUUUUUCCAUUUGUGGAUUUUAACUAUUUUUUUGUGUACCUAAUCAAAUUUUAAUAAAUGUUUUGUGUUUUUGUA